GCUAGACAUAAAUCACAUUUUUUCGGUUUUGUAAUCGUCAUUGAAUUUCCAGCGAAUCCUAUCUCUUUAAAUUCAAUAUAGCAAUUUCCCCGUGACACCGGAACCGGAAAUGUUAUUAUUAUUGUAGCGCGGUUUAAAAAUGUGUUUUUAGGCGGUCUGACUGGUAAUGCCGAAUUAAUGUUUUUGUUUUAUUUGUUUUAUUGUAUUUAUUGCAGUACUAAGAAAAUGUAAUUGCAGUUCUUGGUAACAACCAAUACAGUGUUGCUUAAUUUAAUUUUAAAACAAAUUCCUCACUCUAGUCUGCAGUAAUGGGGGUGAAUGAACUAUGGUCAAUCCUCGAGCCUGUAAGGGAGUCAGUCCCACUACACAGUCUCAGUGGGAAAACUUUAGCCGUGGAUUUAAGCCUGUGGGUAUGUGAGGCACAAGCCGUGAGAGGGAUGAUGGGAAAAGUGACAAAACCUCACCUCAGAAAUUUGUUUUUCCGAGUCUCAUGUCUCACACUCAUGGGAAUAAAAUUGAUCUUUGUAAUGGAAGGUGAGGCUCCAAAAUUGAAAGCUGACACAAUGAGUAAGAGGAAUGCGGUGAAAUAUGGGACAUCAGGCAAGGCCACUACUAGACCUGGGAAAACGGGAAGAUCUCAUUUCAAAUUCCUUCUAAAAGAGUGCGCUGAAUUGCUGGAUUGUCUCGGUGUCCCUUGGGUCACUGCUGCUGGAGAAGCAGAAGCAAUGUGUGCCUACCUGAACGUCCAUGGCUAUGUGGAUGGGUGCAUCACCAAUGAUGGUGAUGUUUUCCUUUAUGGAGGUCAAACGGUGUAUAGGAACUUCAAUACAAAUACGAAGGAUCCACAAUUAGACUGCUAUAGGGUUUCAAGGAUCAAAUCUGAACUUGGUUUGGAGAGAGAAACACUAGUAGGCUUAGCAAUUCUGCUGGGUUGUGAUUAUCUACCAAAGGGCAUCCCAGGAGUUGGAAAAGAACAAUCUAUGAAGCUGAUAGAGACAUUGAAAGGAGAAACUCUGUUGCAGAGGUUUAAACAGUGGACGGAUGAAUUUCAAGAUUUCAAAACCUCAGAAAAAGCAGCUGAAAAGGUUACCCACUGUCAAGUCUGUCAUCACCCAGGUUCUGCUAAGGACCAUGGGCGCAAUGGCUGUAAACUGUGCAACAGCAAACAAUUCUGUGAGCCUCAAGACUAUGAUUAUUGUUGUCCUUGUGAUUGGCAUCUGGCAGAAGGAGAAAGACAGACAAACGCAGCUGAGAUUAGUGUUAAAAGGAAAGCUAGGGUAUGUGAAGGAUUCCCGUUUAAUGAGGUUAUCAGAGAAUUUCUCAUCUCAAAGGACAAGCCUAUUAAAAACAUUAGGUGGAGAAAACCCAAUCUUUUUUUAAUGCAGAACUUAGCUUGGGAUAAAAUGGAGUGGCCGAAACCCUAUACUUGUGAGAGAGUGUUAAUAAUGAUGACAUACACGGAAAUGAAGAACAAGAAGUUGGCAAAAGAAAGUACCACACAGAUAAAACCAGUAAGAAUAUUCAAGUCAAGAGUAAGAAAUGGUGUUCCUUGCUUUGAAGUCAUAUGGCAUAAACCAGAGCACUAUACUUUUAAGGAUGAUCACCCUGCAGACGCUCAGAAUACGGUGAACACAAUCGAGGAGGAGAGUCUGUUUCAAGCUGCCUAUCCAGAGAUUGUUGAUCUCUAUCUGAAGGAAAAAGCUAAGACAGAGGAGAACAAGCAGAAAAAUAAGAAAAGAAAGCCCAAAGCACAGAAAUCUGCCAAUACUGAUGAUGUUGCUGACCUAUUAGCUCAGAUGACCAUACAGCCUUCCAUAAAAGAAACCUCUGAACUAGGUACCAAUGCUGAAGGAGAACAGCAUCUCAAUGAUUCUGAAGAACAGGAAGAUGAUCUAAGGACAUUUCAUUGUCUGUCUGUGUUGCAUAAUUCCAGCAUAACCAUUACCUCGAAGGAAACAUUGUGCGAUAACCCCACAAUAGUUACUGAAGCAAAAAAAACUGAAAAUAAAGAAACUGCACAUUCUCUAUCUCCUGUAUCGUCUAACAAACAACACAGUUUGACCACAUCCUCCCCUGCUCUGAUUGAGGAGUUGCAGCUGAGUGGCAUUGACUGGGGAGCUACAUCUUUUGGCACUGCGUCUAAAGAACAACAUAGUUUGACCGCAUCCUCUCCAUCUGCUCUGAUUGAGGAGUUGCAGCUGAGUGGCAUUGACUGGGGAGCAACAUCUUUUGGCACCUCGCCAUCAGCACCGGUGCAUAAAACACUGUCUGCAACAUCUAAGCAAGGUGAUAGCCUAACACCUUUACAAAGUUCUAAAGACAAUGAGUGCACAAAAUCUUUAGUCCACAGCACUGAAAAAGGAGAGGAAUUGACAUUCUGCAGUGGAACAAUGGACCAUAAUUCUCUGUGCAUAGAUUUGAAAGAACAUUCAUCAAAUCCGGCUGCCAACCUUCCUUAUUCACAGUUUUCCUUAAGAGAUAGAAUUCUGUUAAAGAACUUUAAUCACUCUAGUACAUCACAACAUCGGAAUAAUGAUGUUGUUUCUGUUAGCUUGAAGCCACUAAAAUAUUUGACCCCAGUGGAGCAGAAAAAUGAAUGCCCUGCAGUUGAAAAAGCACCACUUAGCAAACCAUCAGUGGUUGAAAGUCAAAAUUUUAAAGGGCAAAAGAGUGUAAAAGAAAAAUUAACAGGUCAGAAAUCCUGUUCUAAACAGGUUGAAAAGCAUGCCUCUGUAAAAACUAGCACACAUCUCGUAAAACAUGAAGGAGGUGAGAAAAAGCAACAUCAAAAAGUCUUUCAAAGUAAGACUGUAGAAAACCAACACCAUGUUAAAUCUACCAACCAAUCCAAAAUCAGUUCCUUGCCACUGAGUCACAAGUGUGAUGUUCCUGUCAACCACACAUUGGUGGUAGCUAAAAACAUUAAGAAAAGUGUCAUUAAAAAGAGUGUCUGCCAUAAUUUGUGUUCUUCUAGCGAAGACAGUGACGCAGAGAACACAAGCAGUAUAGUGCAAAAACACCAGGCCCAAUCCAAAACUAAACAAAGGUGUGUGUCUUCUUCUGAUGAAAAGAUAAAGACAACCAAGAUGGCAAGUAAACUAUGUGCCAAAAAAGCUUUUUCACACAUUGAGGCCCCACUGUCGUCCAAAAGGUAUUUAGGGCAAAUUGCCAACAGCCAGACCCAGAAAAAUGAAAAGCUGCUAACUACAAAUGCUAAACCUUCAGUGGAAAUUGAAAAGGAGAAGCAAAGGUUUCCCUCGGGAGUUAACCACUGUGGUAUAGCCAACUGUUCCCAGAGCCCAGUGCAUAGUUCUGAAUCUCGAGACAGUGAAGGAGAUGAUUCUAUCAUUUCAUUAGACAGUCCGUUACCUCUGUCUGAAAGGAUAAAACUUAGAUUUCAGAAUUAAUUAAUUUUGGUGUUGUUGCUUUUAUAUAAAUGUUUCAUGGAUUCCCUCAAAUGUAAGGCUAAAGUAUGCUGGCUGAGCACAAGAAUAUCUUUGUCUCAGAAUUUUAAAACAAUGAGCUUGGAUGAUUCUACCUGCUGUACGUGUAAUUUUCUUUGGAUGCCCACUUCUUUCAAAGGUUUCAGUUGAAUUUGUUCAGUGAUUAGUGUGCAUUUUGGUUUUCCAUAUUUCUAUUAUCUUGCUUUGUAGCCAUUUCCUUUUCUAGUCUACUACGAGUGAUUUUCUCAAGCCUGAAUCCAGCUCCUUUGUUUUGACUGUCAUCUGCUUUGUUGGCAAAAUGUUUGUUUUUCUUCAAUAGAUGUUGUAAAUACUUAGCACUUUUCUCGAUAUUAACUUUAUAAUGCAGCUUAAUUACUGUGUAAUGGUUUUCAAUCAAUUAAUAUAUUUAAUUAGUUAUUACAUUUUUACUAAUGUAAAUGUGCCAAUACAAAUAUUUGAAAUUACUUUUGCAAAAACCAAAUACUUUUUACUACUAGAAAUUGUGUAUUUCAGACUUAAUUCAGCAUUAAUUGUUGGCUAAUGUUCACUUAAUGCUUUUAUUUAAUGUGUUUUCUUUAAUUAUCUUGGGUGCCAAUACUUCUGUCUGCGACUGUAAAUGUUAAUGGUUUAUAAGCAGAAGAUGCAUGGCCAUUUUAAUGACACUGUUUAGUACCUAAGGGUAAUGAUUGACUAAUAUUUUACUAAGUCUUUGAAGAGUAUGUCAUAUGUGAGAGUCACCAACUUAUUUUUGUUUAAUUACAAGAUCAUGUUCUACAACUUGAUGUGCAUUUUCUACAUUUUUGCUGGCACUGAUGCUGGAAGUAACUUCCAAAAAACUGAUUCUUUAGUCUUCCUCACCUUAUUUCCCACUUUUGUUACAAACAUUUGUUCUAGUGGAUGCUUUGUACUUCUGUAAAUCCUGACAAUAAUAAUAAUAAAGGUUGAGUUUCGAUUAAAAAAACAUCCUGCUAAAAAUAUCUCCGUUCCACGCCUAUACAUACUGUUGUAAUUUCCUCAGCAUCCUCAUGUAACAAUCAAAAUUUGUCCAUCUUUGUAGUUUAGAACAUACAGUGUAUUUUUUUUAUGCACCUUGCAGUCGACCCUUUAUUGUUUAUUAUGCUAAUAUAUAGAUGUGUAGUUCGAGGGGGGAAAAAAUAGAAAAGAAGUUCCUCACAUAAGCUUUGCAAAAGCAAUCCUUUUAAGUACAUAUGUAUGACACGUUAUUUUUCCUUUUCUGGGAUCAUGUUGUUAAGGUGUUUGUUUCCAAGAGUAAAGUGUCAGGAUGUCCACCACUCUCGUGUUAAUCUACGAGUAGCGCCUAGGUUAAAACGAGCACUUUGAUCAGUCUGCCGGAGUUCCUUUUGUAACGUGAUGUAAUGCACACCUCCACAGACAUGAAAGAACUAUCAAACCUUUAUUUUUUAAAAAAAAUACUGCUUAGGGAAAAUAUUAACCCAUGCAUCAUGCCUAUGCUAUUCAUAUAUUUAUUUUUCUUUUAAACUCAAAUCUGAAAAAGGUAUGAGACACCUAAUGUUUUUGGAAAAUUAUGCAGCACAUUUCUAAUAUUUGUUCUAUUUAGUUUACAUCAAAAACAAAUUAAGUGUUGUUUAUAUUUUUCUACAAAAAACAUGUAAAACAUUAGAAGCUGAUCACCAGUAGAAUCACAAUCAUUGCCAAUAAACUGCACAUUAUAGGGAAAAACACGGACAGCUUUUGCCCUCUUUAACUGGAAGUUGAAAUGAUAAUGCACGUUCUUAAAUUUAACAGUGAGAUCCGUUACAUACAGUCGCAGACAAAAGUAUUGACACCCUACAGCUCAUUCAAGAAAAUGUUAAAUAGAAGAAUUUAGUGAACAUUAGCCACUAAUAUGAAAAAUACCAAAAUACACAAUUUCUGGUAGUUGACAUUUUUUUAUAUAUAUAAAAAAAAUAACCACAAGCAAUUUCAAAUAUUUGUUCCUGACAAAAGUAUUGGCACCCCUGCUUUUGUAUUUCGUGUGUCCUCCUUUUUGCUUUUAUUAUGGCUUUUAGACAUCUAUGAUCAUUCUCAACCAGUAUGUUACAUCUUGGUGAAAUCUGAGCCCAGUCUGUCUUGCAUAUUUCUUUCACAUCAGAUGGAUUGGAUACACAAUGCAUGUCUACAGCUUUUUUUCAGAUAAGCCCAAAGCAUUUCUAUUGAGAUCUGGUUGGUGAUUAGGAGGGCCAUUAGAGAAUUUUUAUAUUCGGUUUCUUCAAUAAUUCCAGAGUUGACUUGGCCGUAUGCUUUGAGUCGUUGGGAAAUUAACAGUCUGCCAAUCAGCCUAUGAACAGAUGGUUUCAAUGUACUUUAUAGAAUACAAAGUGAUACAGGGUUGCAUUAAUUCGAUCUUCAAUAAUUUCAAUGUCUCCAGUCCAUGAACUGCUAAAACACCCCCAUAUCAUUGGUGUGCCACCCCCAGCAGAUGUUUUUUUUUUUUUU
Molecule: messenger RNA, 5900 nt
Organism: Acipenser ruthenus (sterlet)
Lineage: Eukaryota; Metazoa; Chordata; Actinopteri; Acipenseriformes; Acipenseridae
Gene: gen1
Product: flap endonuclease GEN homolog 1
Exons: 14
Coding region: 309-3407 (1032 amino acids)
Molecular function (GO): four-way junction DNA binding; 5'-flap endonuclease activity
Source: RefSeq, a predicted model, not a curated record